UCUUCUCGUAGGACCCCGCUCCAGCAUGUCCGAAACUGUGAAGUAUGUGGACGAUGAGCACAAGACCGUCUUUCUGAAGCUACUGAACGAGCAGCGUUUGGAGGGCGAGCACUGCGACAUCGCUGUAGUAGUAGAGGAUGUGAAGUUCAGGGCGCAUCGCUGUGUGUUAGCGGCGUGCAGCAACUACUUCAAGAAACUCUUUAAGAAACACGAGGUGGACAGUUCGUCCGUCAUCGAGAUCGACUUCAUCCGCUCGGACAUCUUCGAGGAGGUGCUGAAUUACAUGUACACCGCCAAGAUCUCGGUGAGGAAGAAGGAUGUGAAUCUAAUGAUGUCCUCCGGACAGAUCCUCGGAAUACGCUUUUUAGACAAACUCUGCGCGCAGAAACGCGACGUGUCGCCCGACGAGAAAAACGACCCCAGGAACCCGAAGUUCCCGUAUGACAUGGUGAAGAUGGGGCUUCCGGCGGAAGAUCCUCCGCUGAGUCAAGACAGCGACGUCCAGGACCAAGACGUUUCCAUUCAUCCCUUUGCAUUGAGACAUGAGUGA
This is a messenger RNA of Sinocyclocheilus grahami, 550 nucleotides long. RefSeq names its product zinc finger and BTB domain-containing protein 14-like. Gene Ontology annotation, molecular function: protein binding; RNA polymerase II cis-regulatory region sequence-specific DNA binding; DNA-binding transcription factor activity, RNA polymerase II-specific. Lineage: Eukaryota; Metazoa; Chordata; Actinopteri; Cypriniformes; Cyprinidae. Gene Ontology annotation, biological process: regulation of transcription by RNA polymerase II. Bases 26 to 550 code for a protein of 174 amino acids. The transcript has 2 exons. The record is from RefSeq and is a predicted model, not a curated record.